Sander lucioperca (pikeperch) is the source of this 7075-nucleotide messenger RNA. It is a transcript of the gene mbd6, whose product is annotated as methyl-CpG binding domain protein 6. The coding region runs from base 599 to 5617 and encodes 1672 amino acids. Lineage: Eukaryota; Metazoa; Chordata; Actinopteri; Perciformes; Percidae. Gene Ontology annotation, cellular component: chromocenter; nucleus. The transcript is spliced from 13 exons. Gene Ontology annotation, molecular function: chromatin binding; DNA binding. The record is from RefSeq and is a predicted model, not a curated record.
CCUAGCUGAUAGCGUUAGCCCCGAGAUACCAGGCGCAGUAAAAUGAAGCGUUAUUGCCCUUUGUUUUUAAAUCGGAAUGGCAGACGUUGCAUAAACGCUUAGAGCUGAUUGACUGCGCCGAUACGCGUUUUGAAUGAUGAAAUUGUUCGUUUUACAGUUAAUUAUUAAAGUAUCGGCCGUUUUCAAAACAUUAUCUGGCUAGUCCGUUAGCUUGACAGCUAACUCCUGAUUCUCCCGCGAGCCAGAAAAGCGAGUAUCCAAAACUUGGCCAACACAGAGAGCUUGACGCGCAGAAACAGGUUCAUAGGUCCUGCUAACAUUACCAAUGUUGGCGAACGGCUGUCAAUAAGCUCUCCAUCUUCAUCCAAGACCCUACUCUAAUGUAAACUCAACAAAUACACCUGCAGGAGUUAUCAUCUUAUUUGAGGAUUUGCGUCGAAGUUGAGAUAAGUCCAGGUGUUUGGGCAUCAAGUCAGAUUUUACUGGCAGUCUGUGUGCUUCUAACCUACCAGCAUGUACAUUGGACAGUGGAUACCCUAGCCAAAACAGAUCCUGGCUUCUCAAAGAUGACAAGGUGCUGGCAGGCCGCAGCUACAAAAUGAUGGGAGGCACUGAGACUGUCAGUGGGGACAAGGAUGGGGUCCACACCACUGCAAUACACGUCCCCAUCGGCUGGCAGAGGAGAGUGGAGGGCGGGCAGGUGAUCUAUGUCAGUCCCAGUAGCACUGCCCUAUCCUCUCUGGACGAGGUCAAGACCUAUCUGUUGACUGAUGGCACCUGCAAAUGUGGUCUUGAGUGUCCACUCAUCAUCCAUAAGGUUUUCAACUUCACUGUGGGAGUGAAGGUGGAGCAGCACAUCCAGCCAUUAGGCAAAGCAGAGCAGGACAUGACCAAACUGUGUAACCACCGCAGGAAAGUGGUGGCGAUGGCUGCUCUGUGUCGGAGUAUGCAGGCCUCACAGCUGCCCUUUGCCAACCUUCAUCAUCCAGAGAUGAGCAGUGGAGUGGACAGCCGCAAUUCAAAGCGAGUACUUGUUGAGCAGGAAGAAGAGGACCAUGGCAUUUACCAUCCCAAACUCCAUCCGGCCCCAGCUCGACCCCACAGCAACAUCCACAUAAACCCCUGUGCCAGCCCCAAAUCUUCCUACCACUUUAUUUACCCUUACAAUGGUUCCUCCCCUGUCCUUCACACAGGCACACACUCUCACCACCCCCUCGAUGCUUUGAGAAGGCUUCCCCAUCCUCCUCCUGUUCUUGUCUCCUCCACCUCCUCCUCCUCCACCUCCUCAUUCCCAGCGUACAGCGUUGCCCAGAGGUCACCCCGCACCCCCACACCUCAAGGUCAAAGAACACCCAAAACCCCCGAGACUCCGGGUUCUCCUCGGCACGGGCCCCUCUCUUCACCUCCUCCCUCCUCCCCUAUGGCCAUGGGUGGUGGAGGAAGAGGAGCACAGACUCACGCUCAUCAUCCUCAUGGUGUCAUUGUGGGAGGCUCCCCCCUCUCUCGCUCUCCCUCUCCCUCUGUCAAUAACAUGAACUGUGUGUCUCCUCACCAGCGGUCCCGCCACCCUUCAGCUUCUCCUUCCGCUCUCUCUGAUCAUGGAGGAGGCUCAACAGCAGCAGGAGGUGGACUGAUGGGAAGUAACUUGCCUCAGAGGAGGAAAUCCACCUCUUCCUCUCCACACUCUCCUCUCCAUGGCUCCCCAAAUCCCAGCCCCCACUUUCCCAAGUACAAGCUGGAAGACAUCUUGGAGCAGUUUAAGAACUCAGGCAACGGCAGCACUAAUAACCACCACCUCCUAAUCCCUAAUAACCCCUCCUCACUGACCAACCAAAGCAGUAGCAACCCUAAUGCUCUCUCCUCGAAGCCCUUAAAGAGUGCCAUGAGUCCGAUUCUUAGCACAGGACCACCAGGUUUUGGGUUGAACUCUGCAGGGACUUCUAGUUUACCUCUGGGGCCAUUUCUGAACCACCACCACAGCCAUCAGGUCAAGCUGCCACACCCAGCUUCUUUCCCUGCAAGUAGCCUUCUCUCUGCAGCUGCCAAAGCUCAGCUGGCUAACCAGAUAACCCAGGGCCCAAGCUCAAAUGUGGCCAGCAACCCCGUGAGCUUGCCCUCUUCUCUGGAGGUCUCGAAAGAGGCACAGCAGCAACAGUCAUCAAAGGUAACAAACAGCACUUUACAUAACAGCCACCCUCCCUCCUCCAAUGCUUCUACUAGGCCUCCCCAUCCUUCCCUUGCAGCAGCCUCCUCUGUCCUUUUUCCUCCAUCCCACUCUCUGGCCCAGUCCCUGGCUUCCUCCUUGCCCCACCUGCCUCCCACAGCAGAGCGCAGUGCGUCGCACAGAAAGAGGCAGCGGCGAUCUCCCACAGUGCUCAGCAUGCUAAGAGACACCCAGCAGCUGACUAAUGGGCUGCGUAAAACCCCGCCAGGAGACGCCGUUUCUGCUACAGUUAUCAACUUAUCCUCCUCUUCCUCUUCCUUCCCCUCUUCCUCGCACUCCUCCUCUACCUCAGCUGUGCAGAACCAGAAUGCUGCCAUGUUAGAAAACCACCAUCAUCAUCUCCUCCCCGGGCAGAUGCCAAGGCUCCCUGCUCCCCGACAGAUGGCACACCUUUCCAGGCCUCCGAGACAAACUGAGGCUCUGGAUUUCACUACAGGCCUGACACAUUCACCUCUUGGCUUGGACCCUCCAACCCAGCCUCUGUCUGCUCUGUUACACCUGCUCAGUGUGCAGAACGCACAGGCCUCAGCAUUGAACUCUGCUUCAGCUCAGCCAGGAUCUGUGUCUAUUGAAGGAGGUGGACCCACUAAUAAACAGAGCCCCAGACGGUCACCCUCUUCUCCCGCCCCUCACUCUAACGUCAGGCACCCACAGACUCGGUCACCGUGCCGAACCAGUAACACUAAUCUUCUACCCUCGGUGCUACAGCCGCUUUCUCCUCCCCCCACUUCCUCUCAGUUCAGAUCAGUGCAGUCUCAAUCACGUCCUCAGCCUACUAAAUCAAGUCCUCUACAGAGACAUUCUCCUUCUACACUGCUGCCCAACUCAAAUUUAGCUUUACACAACAGCAUCAGCCCAUCGCAGCAUACGUUCCCCACUCCCUCAGACAAGCAUCAACCGACUGAAAAUCACAUUCCUACAAUAGACUCCGUUUCCCAAGCACCAUUGCGGGAAGACUCACCGCAGGCAACGGAUAUUAGUAGUAUUAGCAAUCCUACAUCAGUGGACUUGAGUCAUUCUCAAGGCAGUGUUUCUAUGGCGAUAUCCAGCUCCCCGAAGCCUCUUGACCUUAGCAACCAUGUCCUGGCCCUUCUCGCAGCAUCAUCCACUGUACCCCAGGGAGAGGGCAGCUCCUCCGACCGUACCACUGAUGUUGUGAUGUCUUCCCAAGAAAAUCCAACUGCAGGGCCAGAGGAGCCUAGAUGUGUGGACUCGAAGAUCUCCAUAGUGACCAAACCUCCAGCAGCCACGAGCCCCGGGCCCGCUUUCUCCUCUCGUCUCGUGGACAAUCACAGUCCUCAAACACCUUCAGCUGUGGGCGACUCAACCUCUCCCUUACCUCUGGCAGAGGCCUUCCCCUUCAUGAACCAAGAGCAGCUGCUUCAGCUGCUGUCAUCCACAGGAGGUCUACCAUCCCUCCUGGACCCUACAGUCCUGGCUUCAUUGCAACUAGGGGGGCUGUGGUUGGGAGGGCAACAUGCGCAGAUACCCCCUGCCAAUGCACAACCACCACAGACUCUUGCAGAGCAGCAGCAGCAGUUACUGAUGCAACAACAAGAGACACAGCAGCAAAACCAGGAUCAACAACAGAAGCAACAACAGAUUAACAACAAUCCUCUGUUUCCCUUGUUGCCCUUGUUGAGUGGUGCCCAAGGGGAACUGCCUCUGAACCUUUUGGGCUUACUAAACCCGCUCCCACCCCCUGCCUCAACCCCUACCCCAGGACAGGAAGCUGAUUUAGGGCUAACAGAAAAACCUAGCCUUCAGGCUCUGCUUAUGGCCUCCUUGUUGCUCGGGCAACAGCAGACACCUUUGUUACCUCUAUCUGGGCUGGGUCAGUUGAGCCAGGUCAGCUUGGAAGUUCCUCUCCAGCAGCCACAUAACAUCUCCACCACAUUGGAGGGUCUCACCCUGGAUAAGACCUCUGGCCUCCUGGAUCCAUCAACCCUAUCAGGCGCGGGGCUCUUGGAGGUCGCCCAGAGCCUUCUCCCCAUUCCUCCAGGAGCUGAGGGCUCUAUCCAAGCCCUCCAGUCUCUGCUCCUUCCUGCCUCUCUUCCUCCUUCCCACGCAACCUUCCUGCCCCUCAGCCCUGCCUUGCUCACUGCUGCCCUGAGCUCUGCCGAACUCCACCCACCUCCCCACACCCAAUUAGCUUCUGCACAGCAAACCCAACAUACCCAACCUCAGGUACCCACUGAUGCUGGUGUUGACACCCUCAUCCCCCUAUCUCUUCAAGGCAAGGACAACCCCAUCCUCCAACAGUUACUGCCCACUUUGCUUAAUUCUGCUGUAUUAGGAGACCUUUCUGGCAUCACAGGCCUCCACAACUUGUUGGGGAUUGGAGCAGGUUCCAUCCUCCUACCCCCCGUCCAGACCUCUGCUUUGGGCAUGCCUCUGCUGCAGGGUCCUGAUGGAGCUAUCAACUUGCUCAACAACAUACAGCUAAACCUUGCACCACCCUCAGAAGGAGAGAAGCCAAUGACAUUGCAGGAAGCACAAAGCCCUGCCCCACAGGAAGACAUUCCAGCCUGUCAGAUGGCUGCCGAAGUGGUUCCCAGUCCUGUUCCAGCUCCAGUUUUAGCGCCUGCCCAAGAACACACCCCAACCCAGCAGCGGGUAUCUGAGGGCAGGUCUGUUAUUGAUCCUUACACCUCUUUCAUGGACACGAUUUAUACCUCCUUCCUUCAAGUCAGUGCUAAAGAGCAGGAAGGCAGGGCCCACAUGGGGCCAUCUGACCCCACUUCACCCUUCUGUGCCUUACCACCGGUUUCUUUCCCUGUGGAACACCAUACCCCUGUCCCAACUCUGCCCCAGGCAAGUGCCCCAGUCUCCCUCAGCCCACGUCGGGCUUGUUCCCUCCGCAAUCCAUGCUUAUCUCGACUCAGCUUGGAGGCAGCAGCGCAUUCCCCAGCCCAGGGGACGCCCAAACCCACUGAGGAUGGGUCUACGUCACCCUUACAAAGGAAACCGCUUAUGGUAGAGGGGCAUACCCACCCAGAGCCUCCUUUGCCAUCCAUAUACUUGGAGGAGGCUAAGACAGACUGUACUGGGCCUGCUGCGGCUGUGUGCCCCUAUGUGGAGGCAGGAGUAGAUAGGCAGGGGCAUCUUCCCCACGUGGGGUACCUCAGUCCCAGGGAUGGAUGCAGUGGGAGGACCAAUGAGGAGACAGCUGGGACAUUGCUGCACACCGAACAGGGAAGGGAUCAAGCCGGAGCAGCUGGUGGAGCCAGAAGAGGAAGGAAAAGGAAACAGACGCUACAGAAUGUGUUAGAGGAUUUCAGAGACAUGGAUGCUACAACACUAGAGGAAACCAAGGCUACGACAGCACUGCUGAAGCCUGAGAGGUCAGUCCGCGGCAGGAGGCGACGAGGCGCCAGGUCCCAGAGGCAGUGAUUGGUGGAGGGAGUUGUAAGUCUGAGCUCUUCACCAAUCAAAAGGCGGCCAGAUACUGCCGCCCCCCACCCCCUCAAUCUCUCCACCAUCUUCACCACUGUUUAGACCUUUCUUUUUUUUUUUUUUAUUCAACUGCACUAAUAUUAUGUCGUUGUCAUGUCAACCAUUGUUAUGGCAACCACUAUGAAAAAAAAAAAAUAGAGAGAUCUAGUCUGAAAUGUUAAUUUAUAAAAAGUGGGAGAAAAAACUUGAGACAUUUUGUGGAUACUUUUUCACUUCUCUUAGGUCUAGUUCACAAAAUAAUGGUUGCUUGACAUUGUGAUCAGAUAUCUGUUAAUUAUGGUUGGUGUUAGAAUGAUAUCGAUGAGUAAACACAAAAAAAACGAGAGCACUGUUUUCUUCUCAUCAGUGUAUAACUGAGUCAGGAUGAAGCCCAACUACUUGACUGUGCUCUCUGUUGAAAGUGUGGAUGUGUGUGUCUUUUUAUGUGUCUGAGUGCAUGUUGGACAACAGUGCUAUUGCUGAGCCCCUCACUGUCCGACCGUUAGUAGAAUUUAUUUUCAUUCUAGUAAACCAGACCCUGUCUGUUUGUAAGAUAAAGGGUUCUUUGCAGAGAUUCGCAGUGGUUGUGUAAAAAAUGUUUUUGAAGGGUUUUCAGAAGGUGCUGUAAGAGAAUAUAAGAAGGAACAGACAUGAGCUUUUCUUUUUCUUUCACAGUAUAAAAUAUAUUUUAUAUGGGACAAGCCAAGGAAAUUAUGUUCACUGUAACAGGUUUCAUGAAUCACUUUACAUCAACCUCUGGCCACACAGAAAACACCAUUUUAUCAUGAUUCCACAUGUCCUGUGAGAUGUUUUAAUAGUUUGUACGUCACUAUUAAUUUAAUGCGAAAAAAAGAAGUUCUUUUGGACACCCACUUUGAAACAUGUCAUAACACAUUCGGAUGAGGUAAACCUGACAACAUCCAGUUUUUAUCGUUUGGAAGGUCCACAACAAAUGUGGUAAUAUUCAGAAAAACCUUCAGCAUCAUUUGUCACUUUUUGGCAACCCACUUGCUGUCAUUUGUUGCUCUGAAGAAUUACAUGUAGCUGUGGUGUGUUGGAGACUAUUUAAUAUCUGUUGAUGCACACCAAAACUUUCACUGCCCAGAUAUGAAAUAAAUGUCUGGAAAAGGUAUUUCAUUUUGAAAUGGAAUAUUUGUCGGAAUCCUGAGUUUAUACAAAGUACAGUACAGUAUGUCCUUUCAUUGGCUGAACAAAUGGCUGGAAACCUAAAACACAGGGAGCAAUGACGUCUUACUGUACGUGAAUCUGUUGUGUCCGUGCGUUACUGUGGAUUUGGAUUAAUAUCUUCCCUCUGUCUCCUCUCACUGUUUGAGCUCUCCUCCACACACUGCCCUGCCCCAAGAGUACUGGCAUCUCUUGCUGUAUUUAAAAAAAAUAAGAUAAAAAAAAAAUAAA